Molecule: messenger RNA, 2864 nt
Organism: Nymphaea colorata (pocket water lily)
Lineage: Eukaryota; Viridiplantae; Streptophyta; Magnoliopsida; Nymphaeales; Nymphaeaceae
Product: disease resistance protein RUN1-like
Exons: 4
Coding region: 70-2850 (926 amino acids)
Biological process (GO): defense response; signal transduction
Molecular function (GO): ADP binding
Source: RefSeq, a predicted model, not a curated record
UUCGUCAACGGCUUGUGCGCGGCCCUCAAGCGGCACCACUUACGCAUAUCUUUCGUGGAUGGCCAGAGAAUGGUGCAGAGAGGAGAAUUCAUGGAUGAGGUGAUUGGUGUUGCCAUGGAAGGCUCAAGGAUCUUCCUGCCCAUCUUCUCCAAAAGCUAUGCUGACUGUAAAUUCUGUCUUUCAGAAGUGGCCAAGAUGCUGGAAUUCAAAGGGCUCAUCCUCCCCAUCUUCUACGACGUCCAACCUAGCCAAGUCGGGAACCAAAGGGGGCCCUAUGAAAUUGCUUUCGAGAAGCAUGAAAACGAUACAGAGUUAAACCAAGAUCGAGUCGUCCGUUGGAGGACUGCACUAAAAGAAGCAGGGAAGAUCAAAGGGUUCGUUGUUAUGAGCGAAGCUGAAACAGGGCAAGAGCACAAGCUGAUCCCAUUGAUCAUCAGGAGAGUUUUAGAUUGUAUGAAUAAGAUGACUCCAGUAGAUGUGGCUAAAUAUCCUGUUGGACUUGAUUCUCGGGUAAAUUACACGAUGAAAUUAUUGGAUUUAGAAGCUUGUGAUGUCAGAAUGAUUGGCAUUCAUGGACCUGGGGGGAUCGGAAAGACUACUGUUGCAAAAGCCACUUUCAAUAAAAUCGGCAGCAGAUUUGAGGCAAGGUGUUUCAUCUCCAACGUUAAAAACACAGCCAAACAGUUCAAUGGGCUUGUUUCAUUGCAAAAGCGGCUCAUAACUGAAGUUUUGAAGGACCGGCACUCUUCCAUAAAUGAUGUUAGUGAAGGAAUCAGUCAGAUAAAAAGAAGAAUAUACAGCAAACGAGUCCUCAUAGUUCUUGACGACGUUGAUGACAAUGAGCAGCUGAAUGCUUUAGUCGGCAGCCAAAGCUGGUUUUGCCAGGGGAGUAGAAUAAUAAUAACAACAAGAAACGAGCACAUACUAAAUGUACACAGGCUGAGGGGCUUUGAUACAUAUGAUCUUGGAGGCUCAACACCUGAACAAUCACUUAAGGCCUACUCCCUUCAAAGAUUGAAUCACAAACAGUCACUUGAGCUCUUCAGCUUCUAUGCAUUUGGCAAACCAGACCCAAGUAAGGAAUUUGCUGCCCUGUCCGAGAAGGUUGUCUCAACUGCAGAAGGACUGCCCUUAACUCUUGAGGUAUUGGGAUCAUUCUUUUUUGGUAAAGAUGACAAGGAAGAAUGGGAAGAUGCAAUCAAAAGGUUGGAGAGACAUCAGCAUGAGGAUGUUCACAUCAAAUUGAAAGUCAGUUAUGAUGAACUAGAUGAAAAUGAGAAACAGAUAUUUCUGGAUAUUGCUUGUUUCCUUGAUAAGAAGUCCAAAAGAAAUGCCAUUUACAUGUGGAAGGAUUGUGAUCUUUUCCCAAACAUUGCAAUAAGGGUACUCUUACAUAAAUCUUUGAUUAAGAUCGACAAUGAAUUCCAAGAAUUCAGAGUGCAUGAACAAAUACAGGACAUGGGUAGGCACAUUGUCUCACAAAAGGAACCUCCAGAGCUACGCAGCAGGUUGUGGAACAAUGAUGAAAUACUGCACUUGCUAAAACACAAGAAGGGAAGAGAGAACAUAAAAGGUAUUGCACUCCAAUCAGAAAAAGGCAAGCAGACAUGCGUUGGUGCAGAGGCAUUUGAAACAAUGACCAAACUUACGCUGCUUCACAUCAACCACACAGAAAUUGAAGGUGACUUUCGACAUUUCCCAAAGAAAGUAAAAUGGUUAGAAUGGAAAGGGUGUAUGAAAGAAUCAUUACCUGAUGAACUUUCUCUUGAGAAAGCAGUCAUUCUGGACCUUUCUUAUAGCAUGAUUUCACAAGUUUGGACUCAUGUCAGACUGCACACAAAGAUGCUUGGGAAGCUGAAAGUUCUCAACCUCAGAUGUUGUGAGAAACUUUUUUGCACGCCAAAUUUUCAAUAUUUACCUUGUCUGGUCGAAUUGAUACUUGAUGGUUGCACAAGUUUGGCUGAAGUUCAUGAAUCCAUUGGCUGCCUUAAGAGUUUGGUUUUCUGGAGUAUGAUAGGAUGUCAUGCACUGAAGGGGCUUCCAAGCAACAUUUAUCAGCUGGGUUCUCUUAAGAACCUCAUUGUUGAGGGAUGCCCCAACUUUUCUGCCUUUCCUGAACAGCCUGGGGGCGCAAGAUUUCCAGGAAGUUUCCUUGCAAAAGACAGUUCUGAAGUGUUGUUAGAUGGAGAUAAAUUUCCAGUGAAAGAGUCUGAGGCCCUCGAAGUUGUGCCUACCUUCCAAGGACAAAUGCGAGAUUUGACUGUGCUGAACAUCUCAGGAACUUCCAUCACCAAAAUCCCUCAGAGUUUCAGAGAGUACUCAAAGCUGACCUACUUAAUUUUAGAUUACAAUCCUCAAAUCACUAUGAUUCCCCCUAGUUUCUCUCACCUCAGGUACUUGAAGAGGUUAAGAGCCAGGCAAUGCAAGUGGUCUGAGGAUGCAAAUCCUAGUAGUUUUGGGGUGCUCCCAUCAGUGAAAACUUUGGAUUUGUGCUACAGCGAUUUCAACACCCUACCAUCGUGCAUAAGUAGCAGCUUCCCUAACAUCGAAGAACUCGCUUUGGAGGAAUGCAAAAAUCUUCACUCUCUCCCAUCACUUCCCUCAUCCUUAGUUCAACUUGACGUCAUAGACUGCACUGGCUUGGAAACAAUCUUCGACGUUUCGAACUUGACAGGUCUAAAGAGUUUGAGCUUAACAGGAUGCGAACAGCUUGUCGAAGUUCACCGCCUUGAGAGUCUGAAAACCCUGCAGACACUAAACAUGCCUCCAUGUCGCAACACCGAUAGUGCUUUAGAAAGAGCAGUAUUUGAGGUAUGCGCUGAACCAUCCAACAUUGGCAGGCUGCAGUAGACAUUCUGUAGUUA